Messenger RNA from Helianthus annuus (common sunflower), 779 nucleotides. RefSeq names its product EG45-like domain containing protein. Gene Ontology annotation, cellular component: cell wall; apoplast. The record is from RefSeq and is a predicted model, not a curated record. NCBI's taxonomy places the organism in Eukaryota, Viridiplantae, Streptophyta, Magnoliopsida, Asterales, Asteraceae. Gene Ontology annotation, biological process: systemic acquired resistance. The transcript has 4 exons. The coding region runs from base 1 to 570 and encodes 189 amino acids.
AUGAGUGCUUGGUGCAACAUUCCACCGAUCUUUACUUUCGAAUUCAAAGAUUUAAUGGAUAUUCAUAAUAUUAACCAAGGUGGGAAAAAGGUGAAGAAGAUUAUCCGUGGUUUGAUUAUUAUCUUGUGUUGGUGUAUUUGGAAAGGCGGGAACGAAUACAACUUAAUAACUUCAAUGGCAUCCAUAAGAAUAUACACUUGCAUUCUCGUAGUUAUGAGCCUUUUAAGUUUCGGGUCGUCUGAAAGUGGGAUUGGAACCAUCAAUGACCCUCCAUACUUACCAUCAUCUUGUUUCGGGUUGCAAGAUCAAGGAGUUAUGAUAGCAGCUGCGAACCAAGAUUUAUGGCAAGGUGGAGCUGCUUGUGGGAAAAACUUCCAAGUGACAUGCACAGGUGCAACCAACCAAGGCGUACCACACCCUUGUACCGACACCCCCACAGUGACCGUAAUGAUCACCGAUUUUUGCCCGCCACCUGGCUGCAAGGGCGACCUUGACUUGUCACACGAAGCCUUUUCUACCAUUGCCGAUCCAAGGGCUGGAGGAAUCAAAAUCUCUUACCAACAGGUAUGAAGAAGAAGUAUCACUGAAGUUGCAUUCGAUUCGAAGAAGAUUUUUAAUAACCUGCUGACCGGGAUCUGGAGGCAUUUCCAUUUAUUUCAACUUCUAAUUGUCAUUUUGGUUUGAUGUUUAGUGUAUCUUUAAUAACCUACUGUACGUUAGCUAGUACAUCAUGAAUUAAAGGUGCAUCUUCUUAUAAAUAAAUCUUGACCUCUACCUUG